AUGCCACCAACGCAGCUGCCCGAAUCGGGCAAUCCCUUGGUGUUUUUCGACAUAACACUGGGAGGCGAGCCCCUCGGCCGCAUCACCUUUGAGCUCUUCAAGGACGUCGUCCCCAAGACGGCCGAAAACUUCCGCCAGUUCUGCACCGGCGAGUCCAAGGGCUCGGGCGGCCGGCCCCAGGGCUACAAGGGCUCCAAGUUCCACCGCAUCAUCCCCAACUUCAUGUGCCAGGGCGGCGACUUUCUCAACGCCGACGGCACCGGCUCGACGACCAUCUGGGGCUACAAGUCCUUUGAGGACGAGAACUUUACGCUCAAGCACGACAAGCCGGGUCUGCUGUCCAUGGCGAACGCGGGCCCCAACAGCAACGGCUCGCAGUUCUUCAUCACGACGGUGCCGACGCCCUUCCUCGACGGCAAGCACGUCGUCUUCGGCAAGGUGGUGGACGGCUUCGAUGUGGUCAAGAAGAUGGAGGCGACCAAGACGGGCUACAGGGGCAAGGACGUGCCGAACCUGGACGUGGUGAUUGCGCAGUGCGGUGAGAUGUGA
Molecule: messenger RNA, 549 nt
Organism: Purpureocillium lilacinum
Lineage: Eukaryota; Fungi; Ascomycota; Sordariomycetes; Hypocreales; Ophiocordycipitaceae
Product: peptidyl-prolyl cis-trans isomerase H
Biological process (GO): protein peptidyl-prolyl isomerization; protein folding
Cellular component (GO): intracellular membrane-bounded organelle
Molecular function (GO): peptidyl-prolyl cis-trans isomerase activity
Source: RefSeq, a predicted model, not a curated record